AUGGGACGGCACUUAGCCCUUGGUCCCCUCCAGAAACUUCGUAAAAACUUUUUUUGUAAACAACGGGGAAAAUUUUUUCCGGAGUGCCCCGAUUCAAAACUUGUUGUGUACAAGAUCGACGAUAAUUCAUUACGUGCCUAUUUACGACAGAGUCUUGCUUGGGAUUUAGAUGAAAGUGGUCCAUCAAACACUACAAUAACAACAAAUUCAUCCGCUGGAAUACCGGACUGUUUUUUAAGUUCGAGUAUGAUAAAUAGUGAUAAAUUAUUAGAUAGCUCCGUUAACUUUCCUCGUGAAAUGAGAACGGCUAAUCUAAACCAAAUGGUGUCAAGUAUCAUUGAUGAAAAUCCAGAAUAUCGCAGUGCAUUAAUGCAGCAACAAGCGCAACACAAUGCAACAGUAAUUGAUGCUGCUCAAUAUAUGCAUAAUAUGAAAAGUGCACCACGAACAACAAAAACAUUUGGUUUACUAUCGGAAAGCGGGCAUCCAAGAAAUUUUUCAGAUUCAUCAAUGCCAGGUGUAGCUCCACCAAAAGUGAUUCAGGUAUUACUACGAAAACCAGAUCGUACAGGUGCAAAUGGUGCUGUUAUCAAUAUGUCAUUGCAACAGUUUCGUCAUUUACUUGGUUUACAACGAAGUUCCGGUUCCGGAAAUAGUUUAGAUAAUAAUCCUCGUUCAUUUCGUAAUGAAGGUCGUCGAGUUGGCCAAACAGCGAAUAAUAAUGGCAUCAGCAACAAUUACAAUAAUACGCCAUCUUGUUCAUCUUCAAAUUCAUCGUCUUCAUCCACAACACCAUCGUCGCAAACGGUAGCCGCUGUUUUACGCUUUUCAAAUGCCACAGCUUUUAAAAACCAAGAUAAUAGAAAAGUUCAGCAACAACAACAAAAUCAAUGGACACAUGAACAACAGCAGACUGUUUAUUCGCAACAGUUUCCCCAACAACAUCAGCCUAAUGCAGUAUCACAACCAUCAAUGCUAUACCGACCACAAAGUAAUAGCAACCAUAGUCAACCACAACAAUUUUUUCGUGAUAGACAACAAUCAACAAAUACGAAUCGUGUGGCAUCUCCAUCGCCAAUGAAUUUCAAUCAAUUUGGUCAACCACAAUACGAUUGUUCAACAAUGACAGGUCGAAUACCAACAAUAUAUAAUAAUUCAAGCGAUGUCGCUGUUUCACCAGUUGCAACAUGUCAUGAAAUAAGACGAACCGGAGCAGCGAACACAUUACAUAUAGCUAUCGAAAAGUGUUAUGAACAAUUGAAUUAUAUACGAGAUAGCUAUGCUGAGACCGAAUCAAAAAUUGGUGUUCAAAUUGCUUAUAAAUCACCAUCAAUUGUUGAUAUUACGAAUAUAACAAUGCCGUCAUUAUCAAAUAAUCCAUCUCGAGUUGAUCGAUUAGUGGCUGAAUAUAUCUACGAACAUUCAAGAGUUGUUCGACUUCACGAACGUGUCAAACAAUUAUUGGGUAUGCAAGAUAUUGAAUCAACAGAGCCAGCGAUUGAAGAAUGGUUGAAUGCUAUUAACGUGGUACAAGAAAGACGUAAACAAGAAAUCGAUAAUGCGGCUGAAAAAUGUCGUACUGGUGAACCUAGAGUUCCAGAUGAAAGAGAUGUUUUGGCACUUGCUGAAGCAUUGCGUGUUUUACGUAUAACGACAAGAAAAAUUCGCACAGCGUUAUGGUAUUGGCUUUAUUGGGCAACAAAUAAUUCGACAACAAAAGUUACACUAGUAGCACGUCAACAAGAAGCAUCUCAAACUGAAUCAGCAUUUAAUCAUCACUUACCAAACUGUCCAUUACAUUCCUCAAAUAUCUAUGAUCAACAUCAUUCACCAAAAACACAAUUAAUGGCGCGUCAGGAUGAUCAAAUAAAUUCUCCUCAUACAUUUUAUGAUCUAUCACCCCAAUCAUGCGUUGUUCCACAGCAAAAUGGUUUUUAUUCUCAAUUAAUUAAAAAUCAUCAGACACAAUCUUUAUUACAUGAUGUUAAUGAAUUUAAUAAAAAUUUUAUGAUUGGUAAUAAUAAUGGUUCAAUGAAUGGUUACUAUGGUGAUAAUAAUGACGAAUAUGAUGACGAUGAUGAUGAUAAUAAUAAUGAUACUAAUUUGAAAGUAGAAGAUGAUAAUGUUAUCUUUAAUUCAUUUUUACCAGAUGAUCAAAGUAUUGUACCAUCGACAUCAAGAAUUACACCAAAUGAUACAGAAGGCGAAACAAAUGUAUUUAAUCCUGAAGAAAAAAAAACAAUAUUAAAACGAAUUAAAGGAGCACAAGUAGCAAACGAAAAUAAUAAAGAAAAUGAAUGUAACGAAUGA
Molecule: messenger RNA, 2310 nt
Organism: Didymodactylos carnosus
Lineage: Eukaryota; Metazoa; Rotifera; Eurotatoria; Philodinida; Philodinidae
Source: the annotation of a GenBank genome assembly